Messenger RNA from Symbiodinium sp. CCMP2592, 915 nucleotides. The record is from the annotation of a GenBank genome assembly. NCBI's taxonomy places the organism in Eukaryota, Dinophyceae, Suessiales, Symbiodiniaceae.
AUGUGGAUGUUGCCUCUGAUGCUCUUUCAUAUGGGCUGCCUGGUGCUCUCUCGAAGGGCCAAAGAAGUGGUGGAACAUUUGGAGCACGAGGUUUCGGGGAAGCUGUGCAAGAAGACCUUCUUAUCAGGCUGCCAGCCCGCCGCAGUGUGUGAGCAGGACUACGAGGGUGUCUGCGACCUGAAGUACGAUGAGGACUUGGUGUUGGAGUUCAAAGAGAGCAAAUCCUCGCUGGUUGCCACGGCCUUCCAGGAGGUCAGCCCAAGUGAAGUGCCACUGCUUGCUGCUGCGAUGAACUCAUCCACCCGCGAGUUUCUGGAUUCCGUUUCCCAAGUUACGGCAGCUCUGGAGCAACAAGGAGGACAAGCUGUGAACUUCAGUGCCAUGUUCGAGAUCAUGCAGAAUCAGAGCUUUCAGAUGACCGAUGCCCCAGCCCUGAUGGUCCAAGCCUUCCCCAGCAUGGCAAGGAAGGAAGUCGCGUCCGCCAUGGAGAACGUUGCUGCCACCAUGGCAGAGGUACCCGCUUGUGAGGACCCUAGGUCUCUGGCUUGCGGCAAAGGCCUGUUGGCCAAGGUGCUGCCAACAGCUGAAGCCCAAGUUGAGAAGCUGACGGCAUUGCUUGGAAAGAUCGAGCAGAAGGUGCUUGGCACCGGACUUUUGCAAGUUGCAGGUGAAGGUGAGGGUGUCGGAGAUUUCCUUAUGUGCUGGGUAGGGAAGGCGAUUGCCAUCCUGACCUUUCAGUACUUCCUGGUGCUCUCGGUCUUCUUCUUUGCCUUGUGGAUGCCUGUGAUCCCCAUCAUGGUAGCCAUGGUCUUUUUCUGGAGCUUCCUCCUGCCCUGCGGGCUCUACCUGGUCCCGAAGGUGAUCCUGGAGGCAGUGGGGCUCGGAGCCGGGCCACAGGGGAUGCAGGCGCUUUGA